Messenger RNA from Ostreococcus tauri, 1008 nucleotides. RefSeq names its product Phospholipase/carboxylesterase/thioesterase. NCBI's taxonomy places the organism in Eukaryota, Viridiplantae, Chlorophyta, Mamiellophyceae, Mamiellales, Bathycoccaceae. Gene Ontology annotation, cellular component: cytoplasm. The record is from RefSeq and is a predicted model, not a curated record. Gene Ontology annotation, molecular function: palmitoyl-(protein) hydrolase activity; carboxylic ester hydrolase activity. Gene Ontology annotation, biological process: protein depalmitoylation. The transcript has a single exon. The coding region runs from base 1 to 1008 and encodes 335 amino acids.
AUGCGUCACACGUCGUCGAUCGGGGCUUCGCAUGCGCACUACGACGAACGCGCCGCGGGUGGUUUUUUAUCCAUGUCGCGAGGGUUUAGGGUUUCGCGAACAUCGCCCGCGACCCGCGCGCGCGGCACACGCAUGCGCGCGGUCGCGAUCGCCGCGCUCGCGCUCUCGUGCGCGCGUUCGGUCGCGGCGGAGACGCGAGAGGGCUCGGGAUCGAUCGCUCGAUCGCUCGAACGCGCCGGCGUCGGGGCUCGAUCGAGCGGGGCGUCGAGAAAGGCUGCGUACGGGGCGCGGCGACGACGGGAGGUCAGCGCUCGAGCGUCGUCGAUGAGUGGGACCACGCACCCGGCGCCGAUCGUGGUCGAACCGCGGAACGGCGCGGCGGAUAGCGCGUUCAUAAUGCUCCACGGAUUAGGGGACACGGGACACGGAUGGGCGGGCGCGGCGACGCAGAUUCCGUCUCGGGGCGCGGCGCGCGUUCGGUGGAUCUUUCCCACGGCGCGAACGGUGCCGGUGACGCUGAACGGGGGGAUGCGCAUGACGGCGUGGUUUGAUCUCAACGCCCUGGACGAGGCGUCGAUCGUGGACGAUCGGAAGAUGAUCGAGGAGAGCGCGGCGUACGUUGACGCGCUCGUGCGAGAGCAAAUCGCCAAAGGCAUCCCGAGUGAAAAGAUCGUCGUCGGUGGGUUCUCUCAGGGAGGUGUCAUCGCGCUCACCGCGGCGCUGCGUUCGGAGGUCAAACUCGCGGGGUGCGUCGCGCUGUCCACGUAUCUCGCCCUUCGCGAGGACUAUCCGGGAAAAUUUGGCCCGCACGCGAAGGACACGAAGAUUUUGCAAGGGCACGGCACGCACGAUAUGGUGUUGCAGUACCAGUACGGGAAGAAAUCCGCGGAGUACUUGCAAUCACUCGGCCUGAGCGUGGAUUUCAAGACGUACGCGGGGAUGCAACACUCGGCGUGUGCGGAGGAGUUUGACGACUUAUCCGACUACUUGAAGACUGUGUUAGCCUGA